Molecule: messenger RNA, 1845 nt
Organism: Vombatus ursinus (common wombat)
Lineage: Eukaryota; Metazoa; Chordata; Mammalia; Diprotodontia; Vombatidae
Product: coiled-coil domain-containing protein 185-like
Exons: 1
Coding region: 1-1845 (614 amino acids)
Source: RefSeq, a predicted model, not a curated record
AUGGAGGGUACGGGCCGCUUCUCGCCCCUGCCGAUGCCCUACCUGGAGGUCUACGACCACGAGCCGCUGGGCGGGGAGCCGGCGCCGCUGCUGCUCAAGGGCGAGGCCCCCAUGCCAAGCAAGGACGCUGCCUCCCGGCUGGGCGCGCAGCAGGCACACCAUUCCCCGACGCCGCAGCCGCAGCGGCGCCUCUUCUGCAGUUCACCGCGGGAGAGCCGAAGUCUGACCGACGUGAGCCGGACACCCAGGGACCGCGCCCGGAGGCAGCUGCCCCGCAGCCGCCGCCCAGACGACGACCGCGAGGCCGCCGCCAGGUCCCUGCCGCUCGGAAGGGGCGGUUACAACUUGGCCUGGCAGCAGCCCCCGCAGCAGCAGAGGCAGCCCCUCUCGGGAAAGAAGGACACUCCCGCGCCCACCCCCCGCGGAGAUUACACCACCCCGCGCGGGACCCUGAAUCUGGAGCGGGAGCCCAGUGGAGAUCAGUGGGCUACGACUGUGCACAGGGGCAUGGGUCAUUGGGUCCCUUCGUCCACCUCCUUAGACAAGUCAGCCUUGCCCUCGAAAGAGCUCAGGGUCCGAGCCUCCUCCCAGGAACCGCGUGCCGAGGUCAAGAGCCAGCUGGCGGAACACGGCAGCCAGUACUGCCAGACCCUGGAGGCCACCAAGGAGCCUGAGUUGGAGUCCUUCCAAAACCUGAAGGACGCGCACUCUGAGUCCAUGAUCCCCGCCAGGGAUAAGAAGAUCGUCAACCUCAUGCUGGAGCGGCUGAAGAAAGCCAGGAGGAUCCAGGAACUGCAACACGAGGCUUCCGAGGCCUGGGAGGAGGUGAAGCGCUGCGACCAGAGGUUCCAGGUGAUGAUGGAGAAGGAGCGUCAGCUGCAGCUGUCCAAGAGCAAGGAGCAGUGGGAGCGUCAGAAAGAGGAGCGGCGGGCCCGCCUCAGCAAGGAACAGCAGGAGCGGCUGGAGACUUGGGAGAAGGAGAUGGCCUUGAGAGAGAGCAAAUGGAAACGACAGGUCCAGGAGCAGGAGAGCCAGCGCAGGGAGAAGUUGGAGAGGGCUCGGGUGCAAGCCGAGUACCGGAAGCACUGCCAGGAGCAGAUGCUGAAAGAAAAGGAGGUGCUUCAGAAGGACCUCCGGGAGCAGAACAUUCAGCAACUGCAGGAGAAGAUGGUGCAGGCCUGCUACAAGAGGCAGCUCAAGAACUCGGAAGGCAGGAAGAAACUUCAAGAGAGCAACCUCGAUUCCUCAGCCAGUCACCAGUUUCGGAAGGUCCUGCUAGACAGUCAGAACAAGGCUGAGGAAAUCCUGAAGAGACUGUCCCUGGAGCAAAGAUCCCAGAGGUCUCAGGAAAUCCACCAGCGCCUGAUUGAGGAGAAGCACAGAGAGCUGAAAGAAAAGGCCCAGAAAGAGGAAGAGCAUCUUUUGUUGGCUAAGUGGAGAGCUGAAGAGACAGAUGAGCAGAAAAAAUUGCAUAAGAAAAUGUUAGUGGAGCUGGGGGACUUGAAGAUCCAGCAGGCUAGAGAUAAUGUGCACAAAAAUAUCAAAGACAAGGCAGACAGGAUCAGGGAGUUUAACUUUCUUCGGGAGAAAAACCACUACUUUCUAAAGCAGAAAGCGGAGGAAGAGGCCAAGUGCCACGUUGAAGGAAUCAAAGAAGCUAUCAAGAGGAAAGAGCAGAAGAUGAACCAGAUCUCCAGACAGAAAGACGCUUCUAUUGAAGAAUCCCGGAAGAUUGCUCAGGCCUCGUGGCAGAUGAGGGAGAAAGUGAAAGCCCUUCAGAUUUCCUUUGACCAGAUGGCCUGGGAAGCUCAGUUUAGUGCAAAUCUGCAUCGGGGGAGUCACUGA